Anolis carolinensis (green anole) is the source of this 4128-nucleotide messenger RNA. It is a transcript of the gene sec22a, whose product is annotated as SEC22 homolog A, vesicle trafficking protein. Bases 189 to 1115 code for a protein of 308 amino acids. Gene Ontology annotation, biological process: endoplasmic reticulum to Golgi vesicle-mediated transport. The record is from RefSeq and is a predicted model, not a curated record. Gene Ontology annotation, cellular component: membrane. Lineage: Eukaryota; Metazoa; Chordata; Lepidosauria; Squamata; Anolidae. The transcript is spliced from 7 exons.
CAGAAUGAAUGAUGCCAUAGAGGCCUAAUCAGUUACAAAUCCCAUCUGCAGUGGCAGUUUUAUGUCAGGUGCCACGCACACACUGCUCGCCUCCUAGAAGUACUUCAGAAGUUCCUCUUGCCGUUUCGUGUCACUUCUGUACUGUUGAAUCCUUCAUCCUGCUAAGGCUUCCUUUGUACCUGCUGGCAAUGUCCAUGAUCUUGUCUGCCUCCGUCGUCCGCGUGAGAGAUGGACUCCCUCUGUCUGCCUCUACAGAUUAUGAGCAAAGUGCUGGGGUGCAGGAGUGCAGGAAGUACUUCAAAACCCUCGCAAAGAGACUUUCUCAGUUGCCAGAUAGAUGCACACUACAAACAGGACGCUAUAACAUAAAUUUUAUUAGUUCCCUGGGAGUGAGUUACAUGAUGCUCUGCACUGAAAAUUACCCCAGUGUCCUGGCCUUCUGCUUCCUGGAUGAGCUUCAAAAAGAGUACAUUUCCACGUACAACAUGAUGAAGACAAAUACAGCAGUUAGACCAUACUGUUUCAUCGAAUUCGAUAAUUUCAUUCAGAGGACAAAGCAACGAUACAACAACCCACGGUCUCUGACAACAAAAAUAAACCUUGCUGACAUGCAGACAGAAAUCAGGUUGAGACCACCUUAUCAUAUUUCCUUGUCUGAUUUGGGCUCAGCAAAUGGAUAUGCACAUAUAUCUCUUCCAGAAUACAAAGGUACUGGGAAAAUAUCUACAGCCCCUCAUCAGCGAUUGGAACCGGUGACACUGUCAGGAAUUGUUUCCUUUGUGCUCAGUCUUUUAUGUGGAGCUUUGAAUUUAAUUCGCGGCUUCCAUGCUAUAGAGAGCCUUCUGCAGGAUGAUAGAGAAGACUUCAGUUAUGUACUUGCCUUCUUUCUCGGCACGGCAGCUUGUUUGUAUCAGUGCUAUCUGUUCGUGUAUUGCACGGGCUGGCGGAACAUUAAGUCCUUCCUGACUUUUGGCUUAAUCUGCCUCUGCAACAUGUACCUUUAUGAACUCCGCAACCUCUGGCAGAUCUUUUUCCAUGUGACGGUGGGUGCAUUUUCAACUUUACAAAUCCGGCUCAGGCAGCCACAAGGGAAGUCUGCCGACUACAAUGUGUGACGGGGGUCUCAAGGCAAACUUUAUGCAAGCAGUAUUCCUCUCAGAAACAAACAGCUUUUCUGUGAGAGAAGCUCCCUGUACUCUAUGGCAUCAUGGACUUGACAAUGUAAUUCUUCAAAGAAGAGCCAAAAAUAUUCAGGAACUAAUUGGGGUACGAGGGGGGGGGGGGCUGUAUUGGAGAAUGUACCCUGAGGACAAAGGAGAAGUUUGGAGGACAGCAUGAAAAAUGCCACAUCCAGAACUAUGGAAAUUGCAAAGAUCUGUAUUGGGCUUGCUUUGCAUACCAAGUGAUUUCUCCAGUCCCAGACCAUUUUGCCUUUGUGAGGCAGUAGAAAAGACUGAAAUAAAGGGAUGGUAUUGCAUAUUAACAAACUGUUCAGUAUGAAUGAAUUCCUGGAUGCCAGAUUAUUGGGUUGCACAUAAAUGUAAUGAUGUGUGUCUGCAUUUUCCUUAAUUAAAAUCUAACCCGGAAACCAUCUGUUCAUGGGGAUUAACUCUUGGGUCCCAAAGGCCUGCCAUCUAGCGCUGAGUUAAUUAUGAACUGCUUCACUACUACUUUUCUUUUCUGCAGUGCAAUGUACUUUGAAAGAACGCUUCGGAAAGUGACCCCCCUGCCCCAAAUAACAUCUUUGCAUUAUUCUAUAUUCAGUCUGCUCUUCUAAUUCUUGAAGGAUUAAAUGAAGUUGACAGAGUGAAGUAUGGUAAAAAGCAGAAAUCUGAAGUUUGUAUUUUUUAUGAUACAAUGUAAUGAUAGAACCUUGGCCCACUGCAGGUGGCUAACUAACUGAUUUCGGAAAACAUUUAAUUGUUUACAAUUCACUUGAAUUGUUAUGAAACCAAUGAGAAAAUUAAUGUUUUUUGAUCACUGGAUACACUAGUUUUUGUGCAACAGAUGUUUAGCAGAAGAAGUGGGCAACACAAAGCGGUAGAUGGGCCAUCAGCAUUUCUCAAUUGCAGAUAGGAUAUAGCUAAUGAAAUAGGUCGGAAGACACUGCAGGAAGUCUGUUAUGGAACAGCCAUAGAUUAUAUCCAGAAUUUUUGCUGCUGUUUGUUCAAAUACAAGCUGACCACCUUUGGAUCCAUAUUGUGAACACAAGCUUGUUUGUCCAGAGAGUAUCACAAGAUGAAUGUUAUGGCUGUAUUCAUCUUUGCCUUGAAGAUAAUGGCUGAUUUAAAUAGCACUGAUUUCAAUAAGAAUAAAACAUGACACAGCCAUAUUUCAUGGAAUCAUAAAGUUGGAAGAGACCAAAAGGACCACCCAGUCCUUAUUUCUUAUAUAUGCUCAGAGAUGUAGUACUUGCUAAUUGGUGUUGGAGUGCUAGCAAGACAUAGGAAUUAAUGCCUUUGUUGAAUAUUUUUACUAUCCAAACAUGUUCUGGUUAUGAUCAGGAUUCUAGUAGUUGAGGUCAGAAGUGAUUUCUGUUGCCAAAUAAGUUAUAAAUCACAAGUCAGUUGUGAUAAUAUAGCUCUUUGCCAGCUUCAUGGGCUGGGUGCGCUAAACUGCAGACAACAGCAAGAUGGGAUUAGUUACAGGGGAAAUAUGGGAAAAUAUAGUUAUUGUGAAGGGACUACUGUAUGUUUAUCCCUGAACUUUUGAAUGUUUUAUAAUCCUCUGUAUUUGGGUUACAAGAAAUCUACCAUGCAAUUAUGGUUAUUGUGCACUACAGUGAAGAAAAGGAUUGUGUUUUUAAUGUUAGUAUAUUUUCCAGACUGCUUUACACAAUGUGUGCAUAUUUUUUCUUGUCAUUUUGGUUUUAUUUUCAGAGAGUGUGUUACCAGACAGUGGCUACCUAAUUGCUAUACUUGCGGUUAGAAUAGUUCUGCCGUUCUUGAAUUAGGUUGUGUAUGCUCACUGUGCAGAAGAUAUGUGUAGUAGCCCCAGGGUAAGUGUUGUAUACCCAGUUGUAAACAGUGCUAUUACAAUUAUGUAUUUCUUGCUUUCUCUGUUUUGGAGUGAGCAAUUGUCAGAGGUUAGGAGCUGCACAGAACCCCAGCAGUUGGGAUUGGGGACUAGCCACCAUCCCAAAUCAGUUCUUAAACAAAAAUAGUUCCAGAAAGUCUCUUCAUACCCAGGGGAUUUGAAGUUAAAUUUUGCUACAUUUUCACUCCACUGGCUGUUUUGGGAUUAGGGAAGCCACUCUUUUAAACAGGAAUUUCUGGAGAGGUAAUUUUUAAAAAUGGGGAAGGCUACUGGGAGACCCUUGUAGAUCACCAAAAUGGCUUUGAGGUAGGCUGUUGUCAAUGGGCAGCACUUCCAAAUGCCUGGUUUAUAUGAUUCAGGAUAUACAUAAAAGCAUCUUCUCUGGCCCGAUACAUGGAUGUGAUCCAGUUUAAGGCCAUGAGAAAUAGGGGCCCUGGGUUCAAGUACAAACUAUAAACUCAACAGAUGGUUUUGGAAUUAGCUUUCCCAGUUGCAAACAGAAAUAUCAGUAUUCAUUUGAAUUGCAAAGCGCUUUGUACCAGAAAAGGGCUAUCUGAACAAGUACACAUAGAAUCAGUUGUAUGUGAUGUUUGUUUGCUGUUUCAUAAACUAAGUACAGGUGGUAAGUAACAAGACUAGCAAUGUUCACUGUAAUUGGUGUGGGUGUUGGCUACUCAGUUAACAGAACUGAUCUCUGUUAAGAUGUUGCUGUGACUUGUCUGUACUGUAACAAAGCAGACAAAUCAUAGGUAAAAAGUUGCUUUGGUUUAACUUUACAGCUAAAUAAAAAACAAUGCUAUGCAUAUAUGUCCCAUUGAGACAACAGAACUGAAGUUACUAUGUUGGAUUGUGGUGUAACUUGAUAGCAAAUUGAUUUUGUCUAUUUCAAAUGAUAAAAACAUCCAGUAUUGAUAUGUAAAACCACAUGAUUUCACUACCAGUCUCUAGCAAUCCAACUAAUGUAAGUGCUCCUAUUAUUUUCCAUCGGUCUUGGGUUUGGGCUAUUCUCCAUCUAAUCAAUGGUUAACAUUUGUAUUAUACACUUGUCAAAAUGAUACGUACUAUUUUCAAAUACUCUGAUUUUCAAUGUUG